AUGGCACGGCUAAGGAGGAAGGCGUGCAUAGCUCUGUUUCUUUUUACGCUAUUCGUCUUUGGGACCAUGAUGGGACUGAGGACCCUGAAGCCCAGUGACGGCUUCUCGGAUCUGGCUCCGGGCUUGGAGCUUCUGCCGAUGAUAGGGGAGAAGAUGGACCGGCGCUCAGUAUCUCGGGAUGGGACCGCAUCCCCGGGUCAAGCCCGUCCGCCUGGCAGCGACGCCAAAGCAGCGUUGUCUAAUACCGGCCCGGAGGGGACCAUAUUUUAUGAUGUUCAUAUUUUUUACUAUAUCUGGUACGGCAGCCCACAUAUGGACGGCAAAUACAUUCACUGGGACCACAUCCUAGUCCCACACUGGGACCCCAAGAUCGCAUCCAGCUACCCGAGAGGGAAACACAUGCCGCCCGAGGACAUCGGCUCCAGUUUCUACCCUGAACUCAAUCCGUACAGCUCGCGGGAUCCGGAUGUGUUGGAGUCCCACAUGGAGCAGAUCGGAGCAUCCGCAGCAGGUGUUCUGGUCUUGUCCUGGUAUCCUCCUGGCAUAUCUGAUGACAACGGGGAACCUGCUGAGGAUUUGGUACCAGCUGUACUGGAUGCAGCAUAUAGACACAACCUCAAGGUUGCAUUCCACAUCCAACCAUACAGAGGACGAAACGAUCAGAGUGUGCACGACAACAUCAAGUACAUCAUUGACAGGUACGGUGACCAUGGAGCCUUCUACAAGUUUACUACCAGCACAGGGAAGAGUCUUCCAAUGUUUUAUAUCUACGACUCCUACCUAACUCCACCCGAGUCCUGGUCUGAAUUUUUGACCCCCACUGGCUCCCACAGUGUGCGUGGCUCAGCUUACGACUCCAUCUUUAUAGCCUUGAUUGUGGAGGAACGUCACAAGCACGACAUCCUUGCAGGCGGCUUCGAUGGCAUGUACACUUACUUUGCCUCCAACGGCUUCUCCUUUGGCUCUUCUCACCAGAACUGGAAGGCCAUCAAAGCUUUCUGUGAUGGAAACAACCUCCUUUUUAUCCCCAGUGUGGGGCCUGGUUAUAUUGACACCAGCAUCCGCCCAUGGAACAACCACAACACACGCAACAGGGUGAAUGGGCGUUACUACGAGACAGCCCUGCAGGCGGCACUCAAUGCACGCCCAGAGAUUGUCACCAUAACGUCUUUUAACGAAUGGCACGAGGGGACGCAGAUCGAAAAGGCUGUGCCUAAAAAAACAGUGACCCGUGUUUACUUGGACUAUCAGCCACAUGGACCUGACCACUACCUGGACCUGACCCGCCGCUGGGCCGAGCAGUUCAAUAAAGAAAAGGAGCAGUGGCUCAUGUGAGCUUUCAUCAAACGGACUUGAAACAGCAUGCUGCAGUGGAAGUGUGUGCAUACAUGAAAGAGAAAGAGCAAUUGAUUGAUGUAACUAUGAGUGGAGAAGGACAUGCAUUUACCUUUUUAACAUGGCUGGAUGUGAGAUGUUCUAUAGGCGAGUGUGCAAAAUGCAAGAACAGGGCAGGAACUGUAUCGACAUCCCAGACUUCUAAAAUGUUCUGUGGGUUUGUCUCUGAUGUAUUUCCU
Molecule: messenger RNA, 1574 nt
Organism: Archocentrus centrarchus (flier cichlid)
Lineage: Eukaryota; Metazoa; Chordata; Actinopteri; Cichliformes; Cichlidae
Product: glycoprotein endo-alpha-1,2-mannosidase-like protein
Exons: 4
Coding region: 1-1335 (444 amino acids)
Molecular function (GO): alpha-mannosidase activity
Source: RefSeq, a predicted model, not a curated record